AUGGCUGACGGUAACAACUUCCAUGAUCAACGGGUAAACCAAGAAGAUCUGAAUCAAUUGUUUGUGAGUUUUCAAUGAACUUCUUUUUUAUGAAUAUGACAACUAUUUCAUUUAUUUUCUAUAGCAACUUCCCUCAACGAGUCAAACGCGUAUGGAAUGGGAGCCCAGUGUCCAAGAUCAACCAGGUUGUAGCGGAACUGGCGCAGGAUAUAGAGCCGAAGAAGUGGUUCCAUAUGAACUCCCAGAGGAUGAUCCCGAAAACUUCGAAGAAGAUGACGAUGAAAUCGGAAAUGAAGAAGAUAUUGAGAACGGAGAUGAAGAAGGCUACUUGGAAGACGAAGAGAUGGAAGGAGAAGAACUGGAGGAAGGCGAAGAAGGAGAGUACGAUGAGGAAGAAUAUGACGAAGACGAGCAGGAGUACGAGUAUGACGCCGAAGGGAAUCCCAUCUAUCCUGAAGAUCCGGACGAGUACGACGACUCGGAACUUGCCGAAAUUCUACUCUCAUCCAACUCGAUGGAAGGAAAGGCCCUAAUUCUCAACGCUUAUGAUCGGGUGAGCUUUUAUGGUUUUGAAUGAUGAAAAUUUAGCAUUUUUCCUGUUUUUCUAUUUAGUUGAUUAAAGUUUUUCAAUCAAGAUGAAGUGAGAAAUAAUUUUUGAAAAAAAGAAGGCCUCGAUUUUGAUAAAAUUUCAUGGCCAACCUAAUGAUGUCUUUUUCUGCACACUAUGAGAGAAAAUCUCGAAAAAUUAAUAUCCCAGAACUGAAAAAUAAGUUAAAGGUCUGUAGCGCAUAUUUCUGUAUAGCUUUCAUUAACUUUUAUAUAAAAAUAAAUUUUUUUGCCAAAUUAUCGCUUCACCAAGAAAUCCAAUUAAUAAUUGGCGCUAUAGAAGUUUUUAGAAUUUUCGGUACAAUGAAUUUCGAACUUUGAGAAAAAAAAACAUCUGAUGAGCUCAAUGAAUACUUUUUUCACUUUUUUGUUAGCAUUGUUUAAAAUUCAAACAGCGGUGCCAUUUUUUGUAACUAGAGACAAAAAAGGAAAGUUUUUUCCGUAAUGCAAGGAUACGUUCUAAGUUUGUUAUUCCUCCUUGAGAUAUACAUUUUUGUUUUUUCUCCUAAGCUUGAUUUCAAUUUGAACUUCGAAGCGCCUGAAUACACAACUGAAAUAAUUGAAGGUCCGAGAGCCGCAAAGAAAAUUGCCGCCGCACACGUUAGCUCAAGUGAACGCGAGAGCCCUCAUGACGGAGCUGUGCUGUCCGAUUUGCCUGGAUCUCCUGUCCGACACUUUGACUACGAAGGUUGGAAUCUCACAAAAAAACCUAUCAACUUACGAAUAAUUUCCAGGAAUGUUUGCAUCGUUUUUGCUCAGAAUGUAUCACAAUGGCGCUAAUGCGCGGUAAUAAGGAGUGUCCCACUUGUCGCAAAAAACUCGUUUCUAAGCGAUCACUACGUCCUGAUCCAAAGUUCGACCUCCUUAUUUCAAAGGUACAGUAUAAAUCCCACUCCUGAAGAUUUAUAUCAUUUGUUACAGAUCUAUCCAGAUCGUUCGGUUUUCGAAAAAAUGCAAGCGGCCAUGCGACAAAAGAAACCGAAAAAGUACACCAGAAAGCAUAUGAGAGGCGUCAUUCAAGGAGUCGCGAGACAAGAAGAAAGCAUCGAUAGACAGAUUUCUACCUUCAAAAAAUACAGUGAGUGGGAUAAAAACGGAUAGAAACGCUAUUAGUUUACGCAACAAAAAAGCAAUAUGAGGAAAAAAAUUGUUAAAUAAGAAAAACUAUCUUGAAACUUUUUACCAAAAGCUGUUUUCUCAGUUUCGAACUGUAAUCAGAUUGCAAGAAGCGUGAGAUUUAUGGGUGAUGAAUAUUUGGGGGUAUCUAUUUUUUUCCGCUAACACAGUUUAAUACAAAAAAAUUUAUAACUUAAAAAAAUAAUUUCACUCCGACUGAAAAAGAAAAACUUUAAAAAAACUGAAAAUAAGUACCUCCGCACCUUUUUUUCCCAAGAAACGUGCACAAAAAAAGUAAUAACGUGGGAUAUAUCAUAUACUUUUUAUUUUAUGAGGCACAAGCACUUAUUAAUAACUUUUUUGAACUUUUUUUUUUUGAUUUUUUGAACUUUUUUUUUUGAUUUUUUUGUAAACGUAAAUUGUUUUCAGGACGCAGUUUCGUUGCGGGGGUAGAAACGGAGGAAAAAGAAGGCGACCAAGAGACGAAAAAUGUGAUUACGAUAGACGGAAUCGAGAUCGAGAUGUGCUCUCAACCGGCUAGUCCUAAACCUAAAGAAGAACCCGAAGCCGUUGAGCAGCCGAUUGACGAAAAAGAGGAAAAGACGGAAGACGUCGAUAGAAAAUCAGAAGAAAGAGAGAAACAAGACCCCAUUGAUCAACCAGCUGCUGAGGAGAAAGCUGAAGCUACAGUAGUAGAAAACGCAGUCGAAGGAGAGGAAAAGGUGACUGAAAAUAUCGAGAAGACGACGGAAGAAACGGAGAAACAACCGGAAAGGGGAUCGAGAAGUGGCUCUGAGAUGGUUUCUGUUUGUUCCUCGAGCGAAGAGAAAGACACGGAAGACAGUGGAUCGGUUGGUUUUUUGUAGUUCUACUCUACAGUUUUUUAACUUUUCAAAACUGAUUAGACUCAUUAUCUUCCCAGUAAACCAUCAUAUUCGAACCAAGAAAAACUCAUAUAUUGAGUUUUUUUCAUUUUCAAGAUUAACUCGAUUCCAGUAAAAAAAAAAAAAUAAUUUUCAAUUAAUAAGGAUUCAUUUCAGACAACCUCCACAAAUGAUCCGACUCAAAUUGGUGAUUUAAAAACGGCCCGUUAUCGUCUAGUAGCUGACGCAGAUAGCGACGAAGACCUCGACGAUCCUGACGGCGACUUCUUAUGCGAAGAGAACGAAGAUGAAGAGGACGAAAAUAUAAUUAACGAUAUCGUCGACCAAUUGUUGGACGACUGCGAGGAAAUGCUUCAAAGUGAAGAUCCUCGGGAAAAGUCCGUCUCUGAGGAUGAACUUUCUUUUACUAUCAGUGGCGAAUCCGAUUCUGAGGAAGAAAUGAGUACAAGCUCUUAUGAGACAGUGAUCGACGAGGAUGAACUGGAAGACGAAGAAGAAGAAUAUUACGAUGACGAGGAUUACGAAGACGAAGAUGAGUAUGAAGAUGAGGAUGAAGAAGAGGACGAGAUAGAAAGUUCUCCUGAAGCAAACGAGUUGGAGGAAGGUUCUUCGGUAGCAGGAAUCGUGGUGGAAGCUGAAGCUUCAAGCUCUGAGAAGCCUGAUGUGCCCACUGUUGAGAAUGCCAAAGUGCAGAGCGUUGAAAAGUCUGAAACGCCAAUUGUUGAAGGAGCUAAUACGGAAAACGAUGCAGCAGCGAACUCCGAAAGUGUCAACGUCGAGCCUCUUCAAGGUAAUCGUUGAUUUUAUUUCAAACUUUGGAAAGUCAUAAAUUAAAAAAGACGUUUAAAACUCUUAAUGUUGGUUGACUAGCAAAAUCUUAGUUUCUUUGGAGUUAAUAUAGUAAAUUUUUGUUUUGAGAUCUUUAUAACUCAUUUUCGAAUUUUGUUCCAUUGACAACUUUUUGAAAAAUGCGAAAAACUGAGUUCAAAUGUUCUUCAUUGCAGAUGAUGGUGAAGAAGAUGAGAAGAUGGAAGUAGAUGACGUCGAGGAGGACUAUGAGGAAAAUGAAGAAGACAACGAAGAGGAAGAGGGGAGCGAGAGCUCUGAGACAAGCGUCUUCACAGGUAGAAAAUAAAAAAAUCUCCCAUUCAAAACUUUAUUCAGAUUACGAUCACGGUAGUUACAACGAAGAAGCAGAAAAAGAAGGUUUCAAAGAGCAGUUCGACUCCAAUCCAGCUUAUUACGUGAUGACGAAUGGCGAAGAAAUCGGUUGGUUUUCAUUUAACUAAUUUGGGAUCAUUUUAGUUCUGUUCAGAGUAUAUAUCACUUGAAAAAUCUCGAUCAUAUUGAACUUUUGCAGAAACAAAGAAAGACACUCGGAGUGGCGAAGAGAUGGAUGAUGAUCUUGAAAACAUCCCCGGAGGCGAACUUCAGCUGGAUGACGACGGAAACAUAAUACCUGCGUCUCUGCCUUUUGUGGAAGUCAUCCAAGAGCCGACUUCAAGAAUCUCGCCCUUGACAGUCGCUGCAGCUCCACCAGUGCAAGAAAUUCCUUUCGUCCCUCCGGUAGCUCUUCCGAUUGGGAUAGCUCGUCCAGAAGAGCAGCUGCAACCCGACAUGAGACCUGCUCCAGCUCCUGUCAUCCCCUCAGGUCUUGGGGAGCGUGUCUUGAUCCCUCAAACUUCCUCUGCUUUGCCUACUCAGUUCGCUCCAUUGACAAUUCCUCCGCAGCCAAUAAGUCGCCCUGCUGCUCCACCAGUUGCUCCAGUUGCUCCAGUUCCUCCGGCUCCUAAAGAAGCUCUCAUAAGCUUUUCGAAUUCGCCGACGGCUAGACCUCCGGUUAUUGCUCGCAAAUCGGGCGCCAUUUCUAUCAUGAUGAUCAACCAAUCGGCUGCUCUUCCCGCCAUGCAUCCAAGGAAGCCGUCGAAUUCUGACUCAAGAAUGGAUCUUCCAGGUAUCUUUGAAAGUAAUUUUUCAAUUAAGCAAUCGUUCCACGAAAAUGAAAAAUUUUGAUAUCAGCCCUCAUUUUUUUCUGGGUUCGCUAAUUAAUUGAUUGAAAAAAAGUUAAGUUUUCUAGAAGAUCUUUUUUCGAUUUCUGUAUAUUCCCGGAAAUAUCAAUUUUUUGACAGUAACUGUAAGGAAUGAGUAUGUUUCAGAACUUGAUAAUUUUUUUCAGUAAAAUCCCCCUUUUUUUCAACCAAACUUGUGACAAAAAUUGUUCAAAAAAUAUAUUUCUUUCAUUGAUAAUUACUUCUUUGAUUCAGGUUGAUAUCAGAUUCAUGCUCUUGAAAUUAUUAUAACAAGCAACUUAUUAUAAUGUCAAUAAUAACUUUGCGCUCUCUUUAGAUAUAGAAACUUUUUUUGAAAAUUCUGAACGACAUCUAUUUUCAAUUUGUAUGAAAAACAACAAAAAUUUUUCAGGAAGUUCGAAAUUAGCCGAUUCUAUGGAAGCCAAACUAAUGGAAAGGAGGAAACCGUCAAUCACAGCUCCGCUGGAAGCCAAGUCCGAGUUGAUAGAAAAAGUAUGCCGCCCAGUUCAAAAACCGAGAAUAAGCAAGGAAGUGAAUGUGCUGGAUGAUAGCGACGAGGAUAAAGAAGAGAACAACUACGAACUCGACCUGAACGACGAAGAAAUCCUUCUGCUUAAGGGGAUGACUGCAGAUCAGCUUGACGACCUCAUCGAAGAAAUUCUCGUACAGGACGAAAAUGAGGAGAAAGAAACUCGUGCUAAAAACAAGGCAGAGGGAAAGCCAGGAGAGAUCGAGUUGAGCGACGACGACAUUUCUUAUUUGUCCUUUGACGGCGAUUCUGAUGGUUCCGAGGAAUCAGAAGAAUCGGAAAACGCGGGAGAGGACGAGCAAGACGUAGAAGCAACGGUGGAAGGCGUUGAGGAAGAAGAUGAAGAAGACGACGAUGAUGACGACGAUGAAGAAGACGAAGACGAAGAGGAGGAAGAAAGUGCUGAUUCUGACAUUGACGAUGUGGAAGAUCAAGAAAUGACCACAGACGAAGAUCUGGCGGUGAUUGAGACUGAAGAAAAUCCUGGCGAAGAAGUCAUGGAAAUUAAUAAUGGACGUCAUGAUCUGGACAGUGAUUGCACGUUCGAUGAAUGGGACCAAAUGAACGAGGUCAGUCGGUUUUUUGAAAUGUUUACAGACGUAAUACUCCACGCCCAAACUGACUUCUCUCCAUGCGUAAACUUUCCAUUCAAUUCACAGCCAUUGUUAUUUUCAUGCAUUUGUUCUUCUAAAAAUGAGUUCUGCACUAAUCUAAUCCCUUGCUUCUUGAACUUCGAAACAAGAUGAGGGAAUUGGAUUCAUUUUUUUUUCGUUAUUGUUGGCUUCAUAUUUCCUGAAAGGCAAGCUUUUAUUUAUAAAUAAGAAAUACAUUAUUGUUUUAGACGUUGUGCGUUUCUGAGAGACUAAUCCUUUUUACAGAGUUCCCAAUUUCUCACAAACAUUCCCGUUGCCAUGAAACAUCCGCGCAUACCUUUUCCCAUAUAUAUUUCUCGUUUUUUAUUAGUUUUUUUUCUUGUGGGAAACAAAUCUCAGACGGUGAGUAUGAAUAACUCCUCCAAUUUUUGGUCAGAAUCGAUUCAUAGGUAGUCAUUAUUUAGUAUGCUUAGUUGAUAGAGAUUGUCAAGAAAUCAUGGCUCAUUUCUAAUUGAGUUUCUAACAUCAUCCAAUUAAGUAUUCUUGAAUGAACUCUAGACUGACAAGCGAAAUUCCAGGAACAACUCGACGCUGAACUAUUAGCAAUUGAAGCAAUUGUUCUCGAAGAUCCGGAUGGGCUUCUCACUGACCGAUUGAAGGAACGUUUAGAAAAAAUUGAUACAGACAACCAAAGUGAGUGCUCUAAUUGAAAUCGCUCUAUGAAUUGAAACUUUUCUUAAAUGAACUCUAAACCGAAAAAAGUUCUUUCAUAGAGAAUAAAUAUAGGUUCAUCAAAAAGUUUUUUCUUAAUAGGCGAAUCGUCAUUGUCGUCUUUCGUCUCCUCUGGAGCUUCUUCGCUGAACUCAAGCGUGGCUUCGUCAGUACUCGAGAUUCCCCAAGACGUGCUGGAGAAGUAUGAAGAACAGAGAAAACUCGAGGAAGAAGCAGCGGCAGCGGCCCAAGCAGCAGCUCAAGCGGCAGCUCAAGCUGCGGCUCUAGCUCGACAGAGAGAGGCUCAGAUCGCACAAGCAGCUCAAGCAGCACAGGCUGCUCAGGCGGCCCAAGCUGCGCACGCAGCUCACCUUGCAGGUCUUAAAUAUCCUUCCAUGUGGAUUUAUUUUAAAAAUUAAUGAGUCAUGAAAGAUGAUAAGGAUGUUCUUUGGGUUAAAAUCUUAAAUUCUUCAAAACAUGUUUUUGUUAUUAUUACAGUGAUGACUAGCGUUUUUCCACUUCCCCAAGUAGACCUUAUCAACUUAUCGUAAUUAAAGCAUUUGCGUGCUCUCUUGCUAUAACCUUUUUCCCGCAGCUCACGUGAGAAGCGGCAAAAACAAGUACAUUUUCGCGCUUCUUACCUUUGAAUACAUUCUGCGCACUUGUAUUGCGAAACGAGCUCUCAGACCAGGAACUUAGUCUUGUUCUUGAACUUGUAUAACUUUCCCAAAAAAGCGUGCUUACGAAACUAAAGCUGACGAAGGAUAGUCUGAACUAAACGAUGAUUUCCGAAUGAGACGAGAAUCGAAGCAUUUAGGUUUUGAACAUGAGUUUUUAAUUUAAACGUAACUAAAUGUCGAAAAAUGAUUCGCUCGAGAAAAAAAAAAUACUAUCAGUGAUUUAAAUCUCAUGCAUUAGAUAUAUUGGGAGUACAUACCUUCCUGGUCAGAGAAUCUUGAAUUCAGAAGAUCUUGAUGAUUGAAAAAAUUCCACUAACUCGUUUCGAUUAGAACUGAUGAAAUCGAAAGUGAUAGUUUUUGCAGAACUCAAAAGACUACAGCAAAUCCUGCGAGAUCCAAUUUACGGACCUGCUCUGGCUCAGGCUCUGCCGCCUCAGAUUGUCCAACAACUCAUGGCUAACCAACCUCCGCCGGACCCGAACCCGCCGGCUACACCCAAUCCCCCAAGGCCUAUGGCAGCGAACUCAGUGGUAAUUUUUUAUGAAAGUGUCAGCAUGUGAAAAAUACAAUGAAAGGAAAUCCAGGUCGAAACUUCGCAUGUCAAUUUAAAAGAAGACUUUUUUAUUGGAAUUUCGUCCCCAAUCAGCAGUCUUAUCUGUUUUAUACUUGAGUAGACCUAUUGCAAAACCAUUCAAUUGAGAAUGAAACUGCUUCCGAAAAUCCUUAGCUUCCAAACUUUUGCGUUGACGUCAGUAUGAAUGAUGUUGCUGAGCUGUACUUCUCGAACGAAUGUGUUUCUUCGGGUACAACUCCUGCUACAAAUCGAAGAAGGCGAAAGGGAUUUGUAUGUGAAAAUGUAUUGGACUUGGCACUCGUCCGAAAUAACUUCUUUUAGAAACCUUUCGUAGACGUCAUUUUUCUUGGAACUUUUCAUACUUGGAAAUGCGCCUAGCUUUUACAGCAAAUGUCAAUCGUCCAAUCACCUCAACCUUUGCAUGCCGUUCUACAGCAAAUGAACCAAACGGUCAGGAUUAUAUAUGAUGAACAUGCAUGCUUCUGAAACGCAGGGAAAAAAAUUACAUACAAAAUCUUGCAUUCUUGCUUUUUUGGUUCAUUCAGUGUGAAGAUAUUGGAAUAGAUUGAAAACACCUGAUGAGUCAGAUGUGGAAAAUAUUUGCUAACAGAAGAUCGAAAAUCUAAUUAUUGUUGACGCUGGUUAUUCAGGAAACUGAUUAGACUUUAAUUGAAGUAUCUCGCGUGUCUGUAGAGAAGUAACACCUACGUCGAGUAAUGUCUGAUUAGUCUCAAAAUUAUCCACUUAGUGAGAAGUUUGACCGAAUAGUUUACGGUGAGUUAAAUUCUGAGUACUAACGACUCACCUCUUGUCUUGAGCAACUUCAAUUAUUCAAUCAGAGGUGCAGAACAAUGAGACACACAUCGGACAGGAAUCUAUUUUCCCUCAGAUCUUAUUUUAGUUUUCCCAGGGAAUCAACAAGCGUUAAAUGUUUUCCCGUGUCUAAUAGUUCCUUUCACAUAUAUUAAUAGCAAAAUUUAAGAGAAAUCCCGUCGGACCUAACCAAAUUCAAAUGGUGAGAAACGAAAACGCCGAUCUCUCACAGCAACCAUCGACCUCGCAAAACGCCGCUCAAGCGGUCCCACAGCCCCUGAUGCGCCAACCUCCACCGAGCGCCGUGCCGAGGUAUAUUUCUUGCAGAAAUUUUGUUAUCCUAUAAAUCAAAAGUGUACAAGUUUGAUUUGAAUAGGGGCUCCAUGAAGAAGUCUCCGACGGAUAGAAAAAAACUGACUUUAAAUAUUCUUUUUCAGUUUCGCGACUUUUUGGUUACUUUCAUGAGAGUUUUUUUAUGAGCUUCAAAAAAAGGUUUCGUUCAUUGAAAAAAACAAAUAAACUGAAGAUGAAUAAUAAAAAAAUUGAAAAAAAGAAAUCAAAAGUCUUGAAUUUCUUUUACAGAGACAACAUUUUUCAGUUUUUCAAAACAGAGGUCUCUUUUCACAUGAUCUAUUGAAUUAUUGGUUUUCCGAAAAUAAAGAUAUCUUUGCACAAAAGUGACGACAUGUGCAGGUUCAGUUUGAAAACUGUCUUCUGGUGCGUCCAAUAGUAUAUCAUAUCAUGUUCUGAGUCUCAAAAUGACACUCUUGCAAAAUGUGUAUAAUUUUUUCGAAAAUUAUUUCUCAGAAACUUCGAGUCCGAAAUCAAAGAACUUGAAAAUUUUUUUCCCUCGGUCAAGCAGAUAUUACUUCCUCUCGUUGUUUCUGUCAUAGACGUAACUGAGAAACGGAUGACAGAGAGUUUCCGCUUCCUACUAGUCUAAGACAUAAUUAUAAGUUCGAGUUCAAAACUCAUUGUCCACGAAGUUGUUAUCAUCUGCAACAACUAGUAGUUUGAAGUAAAGUUUGUAGCGAAAAUUAUAGCUCUGAAAAACUCCUAAUGACAUGUUGCAAAUUCAUCGAUGACUGCGACUAUGAGUAGCGUCUGUCAUCUACAAAAAUCACUUUUGUAGAGCUGUGCCGAACCCACAUCGAGGACUUCUGAUGGGGCCUCCGGCUGUGCCUGGAGCCGUGGCUUCUCCUUUCGGCGCCGUUGGAAACGCGCCACAACAAGCACAGAACGUAUUCGCCCAGCCCGCUACGCCGGCGCCGCAGCGACCGCCCUCGAGAAUGCCAGCCGCCGCAAGGCCUGCCUCCGCGAUGCCGCCGACCAACAGCCGACCCUCCGGCUCCAUUCCCAUCCCAGUACAAGUGCCGCCGCCCAACGCGCCUCAGCCCUUCCCAGCGACCAUGUUGCUCACGUGUCUCACGACUCCCAACAAAGGUGGACUCACUCAAGGACUGCCAAGGGUACGUUGACGACUUCUCAAUGAUUUUUCCCCUAAAUAGAUUCUCUUUUCACAUCUCCACUAGAAAACAUUGCUUGCGUGAUUCGUGAUAGUCAAUCGGGCCUUUCAAAAUUUUGAUGGUUUUUUGCGCUAUGUCCAUUUCGAAAAAUCGCUAGAAAGGUCAUAAAUUCUUGAGAGACGUGAGUCUCCGCCCCUUUUUACGAGGUUAUGAAAAUAAGGAAAAAGACACUUUUUUAUUGCAAUCAAAAGUUUAUGUUAUUUUCGCGAAUAUGGAUCACAUUUUUUUUGAAAUUCGUCUGAGAAAUUAUUUCUUUGUUUUUCUCCUAUUUUUUGAAUUUCAAAAAGUCAUUCUAAAGCAUAGGAAACAUUCUCUGCUUUCGAUAACUAACUCUAAAAUUUUUUUCAGAACUUAUAGUGCAAAAAAACGGGCAUUUUUUUCCAGAAUUAGGUCAACAAAAAAAUUGAAGGAGUGUACGUAAUCAAUAACCUCAUUUUUUCUCACAUCAAGUAAUUUACAUUCGGAAGUAAAAAAUAACUUAUUUUCCGAGUGAUUGCGUAAAAAAAGAAUGCGUCAUACUUAUCACGUAUUUUAGGAAAUGAUUACUUAGGUAAUUAGUCAGGCGUGCGAAACUUUUCCCCCUUUUUCUGCAAAGCUUAUGCUCAUGACGCCGAUCAGAAGUCACUCACGUAGUGAAAAACUUCUUCCUAGUAAACUAGCUAAGCAAAAAAAGGAUCUUAGGUGUGUUUCUUCAUGUUUUUCAUGUUUUUUUGAUGAAAAAAAUUAAUCAUCUCUCUGCUACCAUUUUUCCUUGAGCAAUUUUAAAUUAUUAAUGCUUCAAUUAAAAUUUUUCAGCAACCCAACCAACCAGCUCAAGAAGUACCUGCUCUAUCUCCACUGGUCGCACAGAACAACGCCCCUCAGCUUCUGGCGAAUCGAAACAUGAUGAUGCAGCAAGCGGCGAUGCAAAACGCUUUGAAUCAACAGCAAGCUCAACAGCAGCAGCAAGCUCAACAGCAGCAAGCUCAACAACAGCGUCAAAACCAUCAGCUGCAGUUCCAACAGGCCCAGCAGCUACAACAGCUCCAACAAGCUCAACAAGCUCAACAAGCUCAACAACAAGCAGCUCAAGGACAGAUAAACUUCCCGCCGGGAUAUCCAAUUGGUCUGCAGAACUUGUUGAUGACCAACAUGCAUCAGCGAGCAAAUCCUGAUGAACCUCAAGACCUCAUCGCGAGAUUGACGCCACAAGUGCCACAAACGCAAGCUCAGCAGUUUAACGCACAGAUCUUGGCGAUGAUGAAUCCGUUACUUGCACAACAGCUUCAAAUGGCUCAAAUCCAGGCUGGAAUGAAUCCUCUUCUUUUGGCCCAGCAACAAGCUGCGGCGCAGCAACUUUUCCAACAUCGUGUCGCUCAACUUCCUCCUGGACUACAGCCUUCGAUGCAGCAGAUUGUCGCUCACCAACAGGCUCAGCAAGAAGCAACUCAAAGGCUUCUCAAUCAACAACUUCUCCAACAGAAACAGCAGCCUACAGCUUCGGGUACGAAAAAAAGAAAUACACCACCCACGUCGUCUGGACAGCCGCCAGCUAAGAUGCCAAAAACGACGAAGAAAGGACGGCCGCCAAAUCAACAUCCUCCAGCUCCUCCAGUUCCUCAGUUCCCGAACCCUCAAGCGAAUCCUCAAACACAGGCUCCUCAUCUGAUGCCUGGAGGCUCUCAACAGCGGAUGAUGCCUUUCCCUCAGAUGCUGCCUCCGCAAAUGCUUCCACCAAAUGUGCGACCAGGAGGAGCGCAGGAAAUGGCCUCACAGCCCACGAUGAUGCAGAUUGUGCAAAACGGACCACAGCCUUCAGUACACGACUUGAUUGCUGCUGCCAAGCCACCUCCGCCGAAACCUCAACCUCAAGCGGCUCCGCAGCCUGAAGCGUCGCCGAACGCUCUUGCUCAGCGCAUGCAAGCCGCCACGCCUCAACGUGCUCCUCCACCGCAGGUUUUCGCUGCUCCGGCGACUCCAGCUCCGCCGCAAAUGAUGCCUCCGGGCGUCUUGUCACCAGAGCAGGUUCAGCAGCUGAUUCAACAGCACGUGCAGCAAAAUACGGCUCUUGCUUUCAUGCAGCAGAACGUUCAGAACAUUCUGCAAAUGCAAGUGAUGCAAAACGCUCAGAAUCAACAGAAUCCUGGAAUGCCUCAGCCGCAGGUGGCUCCUCAAGCCGUACCGUAUCAUCAAAUUCUUCAACAGGCCCAGAUGGCUGUACAGCGUCAGCAAAUGGCGGCGAACCAAACUCCAGGACAAAACUCCGCAAUUGUUUCUCAAGCUCCGCAAGGGAACGCAGCACAACCGGUGCAAACUAUCAGACCGACAAUGAAUCCGCCGCUUCCGCCUUUUUUACAGCCCAUCAUGCAACAGCAUCAGCAGAAACAGGAAAACCAACUACAGUUGACGUCACAGUCACCGCAGCAGCUCCAAAAUCAACAGAGGCCGGCACAACCCGCCUCUGUCAUUCAAAAUACCGCGAACAUGCCCCGCCCGAUUGAUCGCGGUUAUCCAGAAGGCCUUCUUCUCCCACAAGGAUCUUCCGCAUCUGCUACUCCCAAACCCAAUUUCAAUGAAGCUAAAGAAGCUGGACCAUCGAGAGCUCAACCAGAAGAACAUGCAAACUCAACACCAUCCAUCGCCAUGACGCCGACCCGCGUUUUCUUCCCACCAGGCCAUAUGAAACCAGCUGAAGAUACUCCAAGCUCGGCCAUUUCCAUGAGACCAGUCAUGACUCUCACAGUUCCAUCGACUACUUCGCAGGCUGCGGGGCCUACGCCUCUUCCGAGCUGUAAGUGAAAUUGGCGUGAGUCAGGUAAUAAACGUGAGAAAUUUUCAGUGUCUUGCGUUCUUGGCGACCAUCCUCCAAUAGGCUCGGCGUCAACUUCGAUGUUGCCGCUGGGAGGCCUGGCAGAAGCUCAGAACAGAGAGAACUUGAUAAAUCGUCCGCCUCAACCAAUGUUCCACAUUCCAAAAGUUCCUUCGGCGCCAGUGCUCCCGAUAGGAUCUGUUGCUCAAUCUCCUUCUGCUGCACAUUCCAUGCCUGGUUCGGCACCUCUUUCGGCUUCUCCGGCAAUUGUUCCUCCGACAGCUUCUAUCAAUCUCAAGGUUGGAACCGAAAUCGUUUGAUAGAACCUACAAAACCUCAUGAUACUUUUUGUGACAGUGUAAAGCUGGUGAAAAACGUUCAAUGGAAAUCUUUUUUUGUUUUUUUGCUUUCUGAAAUGACUAGUAAGAAGAUAGCAAUUUUUAAAGGCCAAUAUACUUAAGAAAAAAUAAAUUCCCGAAACUAUGAUUCUUAAUUUCUUUCUAGUAAGUCAUCAAAAACUGCAAUUACUCGAGUUUUUCAAUGAGCAAGGAAAAUGAUCAUCUGGUUCAGGACCGAAUGUACAGCUGGCUGGCAGACCAUCCAAAUUCUCCCCUGCAGGUGGAAGACAGCAUGGAAAAAGAUUUGGAAAGAAAAGUGAGAAAAUCGAAGGAUUGCACAGAAAAAAAAUUGUUUUUCAGCCUGAAGAAACUGACGGACUUGAUCGACCCAUGAGUGGGACUGAUGAGGUAAAAAGGGCUCAAUUUGCUUUUCGCACAGUUUUCUUUGAGAUCGAAGUCGAAGUGCUGCCAACGGCAUCUCUGUGCAAGAGACAAGUUCCAAGAGAGUUGCUCACUCCGCGCUAUUUCAAAAUGAGACACGAUACUCUCAGUGAGUUUUUGCAACAUAAGCCAGUAAACUAAAACCAAAAAGGAGAUCAGUAAAUUUAAUUUUUUUUCAGUGGAGCACAUUUCGAAUGUGGUUCACUUGCGGGUCAUGGAGGAAGCUCAGCUCAAUCAGACGGACUUCGAUGCGGAUCCUGUCCCAACGAUUCCAAAAGCUGAACAUUUCUAUGUUUUGGUAGGUUUUCAACAUUAGAAGACAGAAAGUGUGUGAUAUCUCAGAGAGCUGAAUUCUCUCAACUUUUUCUUAACAACGGUAAAAAAGGUACAUAUCACGUAAAAGUCUCUUUGUGAAUUCGGAAAAACAUUUCUUGAAAAAGACGUAAAAGGCACAUAAAAAUCGAUUACUUCGAUUGGGCGGUCUUCAGAACCGCGAGGGAGGUCUGCACGUGCGCAAGAUAUUCCCACGCGAGACGGUAUCGAUGGCGUUUAUGUCGGCGUCGCGUGACGAGCACCUCACCAUCUUCUUCGACACGGAGCAGCCAGUGCUCUCCACCGAGAAACAAAGUCUUCUCGAGCAAGUCAUUCCUGAGCGCUUCUUGCAGCCGCCCAGACGUUAA
Molecule: messenger RNA, 14309 nt
Organism: Caenorhabditis auriculariae
Lineage: Eukaryota; Metazoa; Nematoda; Chromadorea; Rhabditida; Rhabditidae
Source: the annotation of a GenBank genome assembly